GUCAUGGUCCCUGUACUCCUGGUUCUUUGGGGAGCCACGGUGAUACCACCCGCCGACUUACUUCCUGACCCAAAGCUGUCCCUCCUCCCGCCUGUGAAUUUCACCAUCAGAGUCACGGGUUUAGCCCAAGUCCUUUUAAGCUGGGAACCAAAUCCUGACCAAGAGCCCAGGGACGCUCACCUGGAAUACCAUGUGAAGAUCCACGCCCCACAAGACGAUGACUUUGAAACCGGGAGCACGGAGAGCACCUGCGUGGCCCCCCUCCACGAAGGCUUUUCGGCAAGCGUUCGAACCAUCCUGCAGGAGGGUCACGCCCCCCUGGCCAGCAGCUGGGUCUCUGCAGAACUCCAAGCCCCACCAGGGUCUCCCGGAACCUCAGUCUCGAAUUUAACUUGUGCCACCAGCACGACAAUGGCAGGUGGUGGCCACCGGAGGCCACACCGAGUUUCUCUCCACUGCACCUGGCUGUCGGGCGAGGAGGCCCCCCCAGACACGCAGUACUUCCUCUACUACAGGUAUGGCUCUUGGACCGAGGAGUGUCAGGAAUACCGCAAAGACCCCACCGGCAGAAAUACCGCCUGCUGGGUCCCAAGGUCGUCCAUCAGCAGCAAGGGGCACGGCUGGCUGAUGGUCCACGUUAACGGCACCAGCAGGACAGCUGCCAUCAGACCCUUUGAUCAGCUGUUUGGGGUGCAAGCCAUCGCUCGAGCGAAUCCGCCCACCAACGUCACAGCCCAGAUCCAGGGAACGCGUCUCUCCAUCCGAUGGGACAAACCCAUUUCCGCCUUUCCGCAGCACUGCUUUGAUUACGAAGUGAAGAUACACAACACCAAGAAGAAUUACUUGCAGAUGGAAAAGAUCACGACCAACGUGUUCGUCUCCGCCAUUGACCAUCUCUCCAAGUACUCCAUUCAAGUGAGGGCGGCCGUGAGCCCCGCCUGCAGGACAGCCGGGCUCUGGAGUGAGUGGACUCCUCCUAUCUAUGUGGGAAGCGAGGCGCGGAAGCCACUGAUGGAGUGGCUGCUCAUCCUGCUCACGGUGACCGCCUGCUUCGCCGUGUUGAUCUGCCCGCUGCUCUGCAGGAUAUGUCACUUGUGGGCCAGGUUGUUUCCACCUGUUCCAGCCCCGAAAAGUCACAUCAAAGAUCUCCUGGUGACCGCUCACUGUGAGAAAGCCGGUUCCAGUGCCACAGAGACGGAAGUCAUCAGCUUCGUGGAAGGGCUUGGGUGUGAGGUCUUGGAAAAUUCCGUGUUCUGAUUUCUUGGAGCCUUCUUAGAAGGACUUGCACCACGUUCUGGGCCAUGAGAACAGGGACAGCUGUUUCUUCCGCGAAGACGUGUUCAGCAUUUAAGGAGCCCUGAGCAGGGCGGAAAGGGGUGCACGCCUCUGAUCCCAGCGGCUUGGGAGGCUGAGGCAGGAGGAUCGCGAG
Ictidomys tridecemlineatus (thirteen-lined ground squirrel) is the source of this 1429-nucleotide messenger RNA. It is a transcript of the gene Il5ra, whose product is annotated as interleukin 5 receptor subunit alpha. Gene Ontology annotation, molecular function: protein binding; cytokine receptor activity. Gene Ontology annotation, cellular component: membrane; external side of plasma membrane. NCBI's taxonomy places the organism in Eukaryota, Metazoa, Chordata, Mammalia, Rodentia, Sciuridae. Gene Ontology annotation, biological process: cytokine-mediated signaling pathway. The record is from RefSeq and is a predicted model, not a curated record.